Molecule: messenger RNA, 643 nt
Organism: Papaver somniferum (opium poppy)
Lineage: Eukaryota; Viridiplantae; Streptophyta; Magnoliopsida; Ranunculales; Papaveraceae
Exons: 3
Coding region: 42-494 (150 amino acids)
Source: RefSeq, a predicted model, not a curated record
UAUCAGAAGAAAUUUUGAUCACCAUCACACCUCUCUCCGUCAUGUCCGGCAACAAUACCUCUUCUCGAAAUGAAUCUCUGUCUGAAGACGAGGGUAAUCAAAAAAAUCAGCCUCCUUCCUCUUAUCGCAUCUUAAGGCCUAAACGUACCGUUAAGGCUCCUGCUCGUUACAGGGAUGCUCGUUCUGCAGCUGGGAAAUCCGUUGAUGUUCACGUUUUUGUCGAUGCUAGGAAGAAAAAGACUGGAAAGUCCGUAAUCAUGACUAGUGCUGAUGCAGGUAGCCGUUGUGAUCGAGACUCAAACCACUUUGUAAGUGCUGGUUCAAGGACUUCUGUUCGUGAGUACCCAACAGAUGGACUCUCAUUCGACGCUCCCAUGGUCACUAUUUUCCCAGACAAUCAACUAUUCGGUGGUUUCAUCGUUCCCAAGUGCUACGCAUCUCUUUACAUCAAGAUCUGGAGGAGGUACGGUCAUAUUGCUACUACCGAAGUGUAGAGAGGUUUUCUGCCGACCUUGUUGACUAUCGUUGCUAGUUUGUUUCCCAUUAUUGACGAGAUGAUCAAGAUAAAUCUUCGCGAUGUCAAAAACCAGGAGUUGCACAGAUGGGAUGACAUGAUCUCAAACUAUGAGGUACUACGGUUCAA